Molecule: messenger RNA, 2454 nt
Organism: Macroventuria anomochaeta
Lineage: Eukaryota; Fungi; Ascomycota; Dothideomycetes; Pleosporales; Didymellaceae
Exons: 5
Coding region: 1-2454 (817 amino acids)
Source: RefSeq, a predicted model, not a curated record
AUGCAUCUCCCGACUGUCCUCUUGAGUGUCUACUUCGGCCUUGCGGCCGCUGGCAAUCCUCACCCAUGGAUGUACGGUGUGCCGGACUACCCAGAUCUGGAUAUGGAAGAGGUCAUGACUCAAGCGGGUGUUGAACUGUUAUCUGAAGCUGCAAGCAAUGCUACGUCCACAGCAUCAAAUGCAACCCUCCCCUCGAACACAACCACCUCCGCCGGUGGAGAGCCAUGUGCAGCGAUCAGCAGUGCCAUAGCUGCAGCGCUACCUGGCGCUCGGAAGGUUGUGACCGCAGAACUGGGUAUGAAGUGUUUGGCGUCAGUCCCGCUGGACAAGGAAGGGAACAUCAAGCUCAUCGAUGACAUGAAGCUCUUCGUCAAGUGGCAGUCCAAUAUCGCAUACCUUAAGAACCCUCCCGCAAAUUAUACCGAGAAGCCUGUUGACGUAAUGGGUGAGUUGGAUCUGAUGCAGAAGGGACUGGCGAACGGUACCUUCAAGACCGAGUACGACUUCCAACUGGAGAUGAUGACCUUGUUCAACAGAGCUUACGACAAUCACUUCGCAUACCAACCCGACAUUCUUGCAUCUGCUAUGCAAUUCCAGAGACCGCCAGGCACUGAAUUAGUUUCGGUCUCAUCUGACGGCAAGGCAAUGCCAGAAGUCUUCCUUUACCAGGAUAUUCGGAAGGCCAAUAACGAUUCUUCGUACAAACCCUCAGCGGUCAAGAUGAUUAACGGAAUGAGCGCCAUGGAUUACUUGCAGAACGCUUCUGCACAGUCUGACUUCCACGAUGCCGACACACGCUGGAACGCAUUGUUCCCCUCGCAAGCACUGAUUGCUUCAGGCACUGUCUUUUUGGGCUCUUUCAGGACAGGCCAGUACCAGGGUCCCAACACAACUAUGGAAUUCGCCAAUGGAACGACUUACAACCAGAUGAACGUCGCUGUUGUAUUUGGCAACUUCACUGGUGUCAACAGCGGACAGACAUUCUUCAAGCAGUUCUGCACUGGGCCCAAGCCUGUCACUCAGAUCGAACAGCCAGCGACGACUACGGUUGCUAGUAGGACAAGCAGUACCCCUACUCCUACUCCCACACCCUCUCAGAUUGGUUACCCGAAGGCCGUGAUUCUUAAUCCUAACCUUGCUAUUGGAGGCUAUUACAUCAACGACACGGGCUACGAUGAUGUUGCAGUUCUCAGCUUACCCUCAUACGAGUCUCCUGAUGUUCAAAGCUUCCAGAAUGUAAUGCGUGACUUCAUCCGCAUGUGCAAGACGCAGGGCAAGACAAAGAUGAUCUUCGACAUGCGAGGGAACGGCGGAGGUAACGCAAUCCUUGGCUACGACACGUUCAAACAAGUCUAUCCUCAGGCAGACCAAGAGCCUUUUGGUGGAACUCGUUUCCGUGCAAACGAUGCCAUCAAGGCUGCCUAUCAGCUUACGGGCGAUUUCAUUGCGAACAAGACGUUUGUGCAAGGCAACCAAACGGCGUUUGUCCAGGCUUUCGGACAAGGCACGACUUCAGAUGAUAUCCUUGGUAUCACAGCUAGCUUCAACUUUCAACAUCAGCUCGAUAUCGAUAACAAGGCUAUUAGCACCUCGGACGCUGCGUUCGGGCCGCAGACAGCCAAUGGUGAUCAGUUUACGACGACCAUUCGCUAUAACUUCAGUGAUCCGAUCUCGACUUCGUACAAUGGCUUCUCGGUCAUUGGCUUCGAUCAGAACAAGAACGAAACCAGUACACCACAGCCCUUCAAGGCCGAAGACAUGGUCAUGCUUCACGACGGCAUGUGCUCCUCAACCUGCGCCAUUGCCUCCGAGCUCCUCAAAAACCAAGGCGCAGUCCGUACCAUCGCAGUAGGCGGCCGACCUCAAGAAGGCCCUAUGCAAGGUGUCGGCGGCACCAAGGGCGCCCAAGUCUUCUCCUGGGACGACAUCCAGCUGCGAAUGCAAGCCACCUACUUCCUCGGAAGUCCCGAACAGCAAGCCCAAUGGGACACCAUGGAUCUCGGCAAGACCGCACUCGCAACGCAGCUCUUCAAACGCUCCGCCUACCAAGGCGGUCGCGUCGCCGGUGGGGUGAAUCUCAAGGACAAUCUGCGCCAGAACGACGCUUCAGGCACGCCGCUCGAGUUCAUGUACGAGGCAGCCGACUGUCGCAUGUUCUUCACCGCAGCCAUGGUCACUGAUGUAACGGAGUUGUGGAAGGGUGUUGCGGAUCGUAUGUUCAAAAACGGUACGGAUAUGUGUGUCAAGGGAAGUACGGGCGAUCCGACCAGUGUCAGUGCUGGUGGUCAGAAGAGGGCGGGUGAUGGGACGAUUGCGAAGGGCAAGGGUGUCAAUUCGACGAUGAAGUCGGUUGCGAGUGGUCCCGCUACUAUGAUGGGUGGUGCGGCUGGUAGGGCUAUAUGUCGCUGGGGAAGCGUUGCGGGUGCUGUGAUGGUAAGCACGAUAUUGUUGUAA